AUGCCAGACAUUUCCAGCAAUCAAACCACGGACGGCUGCAACACAGACGCUUCUGGUAAAGGCUUUUACUGCAUUGGCUUUCCUGCUCUUCAGGACUACCAGAUCCCACGCUUUCUUGUCUUUCUCUUAUUCUACCUGCUAAUACUAGUCGGCAACAUCAUCAUCAUCACGGUUGUGGUGGUCGACCCAAAGCGUCACAAGCCCAUGUACUUUUUCCUAACGAAUCUCUCCGUGUUAGAUAUCCUGUUCACAACCACGACCAUUCCCAAAAUGCUGGCUAUGUUUCUGGUCGAUGCCAAAACGAUUUCUUUCCAGGCCUGUUUCCUGCAGAUGUACAGUUUCCACGGGCUAACGGUGACAGAAGCUCUGAUUCUGGUGGUCAUGUCUUACGAUCGCUAGGAAGCCAUUUGCAAUCCUUUGCAUUACGCGGUUCAAAUGACCAAGAGGAUGAACAUCCAGCUGGCAGCAAGUGCCUGGAUAACUGUCCUGAUCAUCCCGGCACCUGUCAUGAUCCAGACCUCUCAGUUAGCGUUUGGUGAAACCACCAAAGUUUAUCACUGCUUCUGUGAUCACCUGGCCGUGGUACAAGCAGCCUGCCCCGAUUUUGGUGCCACUUUUCAGACCUUCUUGGGGUUUUGCAUUGCCAUGAUGGUCUCCCUUGUGCCUCUUACCCUUGUCAUCCUGUUAUAUGCCCUGACUAUUAUCUCCAUAUUAAAGAUUGACUCCAAGGAAGGUCGGAGGAAAGCUUUUCCUACAUGCACUUCCCAUCUGAUUGUGGUUGGCAGUUAUUACUCUUCUGUGCUUGUGUCUUGCAUCUCUUACAGAGCAGACGUGCCUAUCGACACCCACAUCAUGAGCAAUGUGGUCUUUGCUAUUUUAUCUCCCUUGUUAAAUCCUCUCAUUUACACUUUACACAACAGGGAACUGAGACAGGCAAUAAGACAAUUUAUUGUGCUCAAGAUCUUUCCUCCUUCUAACAACAUUGAAGUGUUUUGGGGGAAUUUGCUCCAGCACUAUGUGAACCUCUGCACUAUUUCAGCCCCUUUGAAAAGAGAUUAA
Messenger RNA from Alligator mississippiensis (American alligator), 1059 nucleotides. RefSeq names its product olfactory receptor 2AT4. The transcript has a single exon. NCBI's taxonomy places the organism in Eukaryota, Metazoa, Chordata, Crocodylia, Alligatoridae. Gene Ontology annotation, cellular component: membrane. The record is from RefSeq and is a predicted model, not a curated record. Gene Ontology annotation, biological process: G protein-coupled receptor signaling pathway. Gene Ontology annotation, molecular function: olfactory receptor activity; G protein-coupled receptor activity.